Molecule: messenger RNA, 1671 nt
Organism: Ochlerotatus camptorhynchus
Lineage: Eukaryota; Metazoa; Arthropoda; Insecta; Diptera; Culicidae
Product: histone-lysine N-methyltransferase 2D-like
Exons: 2
Coding region: 1-1671 (556 amino acids)
Source: RefSeq, a predicted model, not a curated record
AUGCGAAAUUUCAUUCCUGCAUUUCUGCGUUCACCCAUUAUUUUAUUCCCACUAAUCGUUUGUUUGUACAUACAGAAUCCAGCUCCUAUAACACCAAAACCCAUUUUUGGGGAAAGUGCAUCUGGACCAUCACCUUCUCAGUCAACUAUUGUUCCGCCUCCAAAGCCGCCUCCUCAACCACCUUUGCAACCUCCACCGCUCAUCCGUCAGCUCUACGCCAAACCAAUAAUAGCGCCACAGGUUCUUGAUCUCCCAAAGAAACCUCCAUUGCAACCGGGGCCGGGACAAUUCACAGCAUUUAAACCCAACGCAUUCCCUUCAUACCAGGCGCCUGUAUAUUACCAACCUGGAGCAAGGCAAAUAAUGAGUCAAAAUGGACCUGGACCGCAAAGGCCACCAAAUCCUUCAAUGUCACCUCAAAAUAUGCGCCCAAUGGGUCCACCUAUGCACCGACCAGGAGCGCCACCCAUUAAUCGGCCUCCCGGUCCUCCUGGUGCUUCGAUCCAGUAUCAAAGUUCUCCGAAUAUAAGGCCUCCAAUGCCAAUUCCUCAACAGCAGCAACUACAACAACCAGGCAUGCAAAGACCACCUAUGGCUCAAAAUAUGCGACCUACAACACCUCAGCAAGUGAGAGGCCCAAAUUUGAUGCCUCAGAAUGUAAGACCUUCUUUUUCACCGCAAAACUCAACAGCUGGACUCAAUCAACCAAUCAGACCAGGAGCUCCUCUAGUAAGGCCACCAAAUGUUGGCCAACCACAACCUCCACUGUCCAGUCUUGGCUCACAACAGAAUCGGCCAGCACCCAUUCCACAACAGAUUAUCAAUAACAGGCCUCCUUCGAUGCCAUUUAGAUCCCCAGUACAAAUGAGUAACCUUGGUGAUCAUUCUGGGUCUGAAAGAGAAUCACCGGAAACAUUAAGUCGUAUGCAGUCAGACUUAAGUCUAGGAAAAGUUGAUAGUCCCAGGAGUAGUUACCUAUCCACAGAUGAUGAUGAAGACGUCGUUAUCGGAAAAAUUACCCCACUGGCAUCAUUAAGAACUCCAGAAGGUCAACUGAGUCCAACGUUAAAAUCAUCUACAUCUGCACCAUUCAACAGAUCAGAUAGCCAAAUGUCUAUAUCAUCAAGACCACCGUCAGGGCUUGGAAAUUAUGUCAAAACAACCGAUACUUUGAGAACUGCACAAUCACCACAAACGCUACAAUCUACAGAAAUAGUGUAUAAGGAGAAGCACAUGAUUUCAACCGAAAAAUCGGUGGACAGUUCGGGGUCAUUCGAUAGGGACAGAACACCAGAACCUAGCAAAGUGGGACACGCUGAUCAAUCGAACCCAACAAGUCGUGCUCCCUCGACAGACAAUAUAAGCCGACCAAGUAAACCGAUAGAAUUAGGACCAGCCCGUUCGCAACCCCCCGCUGCAAUGGGGAAAUCAAGACAAAUAUCACCAACGACGCCAAGUGCUGAUCGAGUUACCUUUGUUUUACCGGAUGAAACAAACGGUGGUCAAAACUCGGAACCAAUGCGGAAGACCCCUGUUCCACCAAACUUUCUUAAAAAGCUCGACGCGGAAACGCGUGGUCAUAGCCCUUUUAGGAGUAAUCUCUCCGUGGAUCAAGACCAUUCUUCUGCAGAUAAUAGUAAGAUGAAAUUUAAUAAUCAUAAGAUUUUAUAA